CUGUUUUUCUUCUCGUCCCACAUCAACCUGUCAGGCCAAAGGGAGAAAAACCGAGCGCAAACACACAAGACCUGCGCAUGUGUCAGAAACUGAGGAUCUUAUGUCAUAUCUCCACAUCCUAACAUUUCAGAUCAGCACACAUCUGUGAAUUCAGCCAUGAGUCUUUCUGGAAACAUUUGCACCUUGAGCUUCUGUGUCCUGCUGUUGUGUUGCUCUGGUUUGUUCAGUCCAGUUCCAUCUGAAGAUCAACACUCAAUUCCAGGAGCGUUCAAAGCUGCUGUGGAGUCUUCUCUUCUCAAGCAGGAUGAUAAUGUGGAUAUGGAGGACAUUCUGGGGCAGUUCCUCCACUUGUUAAACUUCUCAGAUCAGGGGCCCCUGCAGAGGCCCCGAAACAGCCGCAUUGAGCCACCGGAGUACAUGCUGGAACUUUACAACCUCUUUGCCAAUGACCGAACCGUCAUGCCCUCAGCAAAUAUUGUGCGCAGUUUCAAGAAUGAAGAUCACUCUGCACACAGUGUGAUGAGCAAGAGCUUGCGAACGCACCCUCUUCUAUUCAACAUCUCUGUUCCGCAACAUGAGCGUGUCAUUAAAGCUGAACUGCGCCUGUACACACUUCUCAAGAGAGACGCACGGCACCAUAUCAGAGCGGAAUGGAAGGUCACCAUUUUUGAAAUGCAGAGGGGUGGGCACUGCGGGAAUGCUGCAGAUGCCAAUGACAGCGCAGGUGAGAAAGAUCAGCGUGGAAUGCUGGAGUUGGCAUCAAAUCGCAUUCGUCGUAAGGACAGUGGCUGGGAGGUAUUCGAUCUGACAAAAGCUGUCCAGCACUGGAAAAGGUCAAGCAGUUUGACCCCAAGGCUGGUGGUUCAUAUUGAAAAUCUGAAUUGUGACAAUGCUGCAAUAACAUGUAGGAAUACGAAUGAGUGGAAUGGUCGGCAGUUUGUAGAUCUGGACAUUGACAGGAAUCCGAAUGGAAAACAUGAGCCAGCGCUCAUCGUCUUCUCAGAUGAUCAUCAGGAAGGCCAGAGAAAACUCAAGCAGAUGGUCAAAGAGGAGAAUGAACUGCCCGGCAUCGAUGGACACUGGACGGAUGAGGAUGAAGAGCAGGACGAAGCGCUGUUAAUGCAGAUGCGCUCAAACAUCAUCUACGACAAUGCUCCAAGAGUCCGUCGCAGUGCUAAAGUGGAGGACUGCAAGAGGGCCGAGCUGUAUGUAGAUUUCAAAGAUAUAGGCUGGGACUCGUGGGUUGUCGCCCCGGCCAGUUAUCAAGCGUACACCUGCCGCGGUUCGUGUAACUAUCCACUGGCUCCAGAAGUAACGCCAACCAAGCACGCCAUCAUCCAAACGCUUCUCAAUCUGAAGAGUCCCCAGAAAGCCUCACAAGCAUGCUGUGUGCCCACCAAGUUACAGCCCAUCUCUCUCCUCUAUGAGAAUAAAAACGGCGUUGUGGUUUUAAAACAUAAGUAUGAGGGAAUGGUGGUUGCGGAAUGUGGAUGCAGAUAAAACCAGCCAGGACUCAACAAAAGACUCUUUCCUGAAUAAAACAAGAUGAAGUACGGAUGUGACCUUAGGAUAAGCAAAAAUCAUCUUGCAUCUUCGUGAACUGAACAUCUAGACAUGGCAUGACAUCACAGAGCAAGAACAAGGGCAUGCAACAGCAUUUUAUUUAGGCCUGUAUACUGUAUAUUUAGCCUUUGUAAAUUAGUACAUUUUCAAAUGUAUCCUCUACUGUAAUAUACAGUGUUUUGGGGUGUUUAAUCAUUUGUCACAUAUAAUUGAGAAUUACAAGCUAAAACUGCUCACAUAACUUGCUGAAAUAAUGCUUGAUUUGAGUGUGGCAUGAGUCUUGUUUCACACUGUUCACACUUUACCCUGGGUUAGGAAUUAAUUCUGGGUAUAUAGGUUUCAAGCUUUCACACUGUACAUUUGUAAACCAUGGGUUAACUUUUUUAUUUGCAUAUUUAUAAGGUCGAUAACAAUGAUUGGAUGUAGGACUGAUAAUUACAAUAACGGCUGCUGCAAUUAACUGAACGUGAAAAGUGUCAAUUACAGAAUUCCUUUUAGGUAUACUCCAAUCAUGUCAAAACUUUCUAUUUACAAUGUGUUCUUCUGCAACACUGUAACAAAUCAGAGACGUUCGUUGUGCGCAAUGAUGACUUUGAUGGCCCAGACACAGUCUGGCUUUUAGACAUUUUCUGUGCUGGUUUUGCAUAACCUAACCGCUCUUGAAUGGAUUUAAAAAUGUAAAAAUGUGUUAAACUGAUUUGAGAGUACAUUCUGAAGCUCCGUUCACACCAACAGCGACAUUAUCGAUUGAAUUCGCCAAAGUCGCUUGUGGCCAUUCCUACUGCUGUCGCUCUAACGUUAUUAGUGGACGUAACGUUAUUCUAAUUUGACAUGGAAUUCGUUUUAUUGUCACUGGACACGCCCUCAUGUAGUCGCUAACGGUCGCUGUCACUUAUGCCACCGGAAGUCGCCAACUCUCAUUCAAAUUGAAUACAAUUAUGGGCCCUAUUUUAAGAGCGCUAAGUGCAGCGCUAUGCCGUAAGUCAUAAGUGCAAAGUCAAUUGGCAUGGCCAUGAAGUUAAGUCUAGGUGCAAAUGGGUUUGGCGAAAUUUUACGUGCACAGUGCACUAAUGGGUUGGGUCAAGUGUAAUUUAAUUCGGAGGUUCUUCUCCGGCACCGUCACUGUGUCUUAUUAUACAGUCCAUUUCCUGUCAAGCACCAGCGAUAUAAACAAAGACAGCACAUUAAUAAGAAGUUGGUCGUGUAAAUGGACUGUAUGCAGUGAACUUGAAGAAUAGAAAAAUUGACUUUUUGUGCAUUAACUGCAUCCUUGUUGAACGUCAGGCAUAUUCUAUGACAGUGACGCUCCUUUUCAAUGCAUGAAAAAUGUGGUUCGUGUCAGGAUAUGGAUUUACGCUCCAUUAAAUCAUAGAGAAUGUAAGUAUUAUUAAUUAUUUACAUCUGCGGACACACAAAUCAUGGCUAGCAUUAACAGUGAUUGUAUCAGACACACUUCAUCUCUACCGGUUAAUUAUGAAAAAUGAAUUCAUUUAUUAAAACAAAACAAAAUUUAACCAAAAAUAUUUCUAAAUACAAAUGACACUUUAAACGAAACGAAAAUAUAAUCAAAAUAAUGAAGUGGUCAAAAAAAUCAAAACAAAUCCAAACAUUUUACCCUCUCCAACUUUCAUCAGCCUCUUUUGCACUGACUUAAAAAUCACUCUAUGACAACAGGUGGAAAAAUACCAAUACAAAUACAUUUGUAAAUAUAAACAUAACUGAAAAAUAAACCAUGACCUAAAGAUAGUUUAACACUCUCACCAAUGCCCACUUGCGCUGGCAUGAGAAUUGCGUGUAGCCCUUUGUCGCUACAAGUCGUUGCAUGUGUGAACGGAGCUUUAAUGGCUUAUGAAGGUAUUAUCAGAUUAGCUUAAAUAUGAAAUAAACAGUUUUAGUGCAUAUGUUUCACACGAACACAGUUCUCAGCUUGUUUUGGAUGUUUAGCCAACAUAAAGAAUAUGACAAGCAGUUGCCCUAAACAAAACACAUUUUUUUAAUGUAAAUUAUAUUAAUCAAAUUUAAUCGUGAUAACAAUAUCAAGGAAAAUAAUCGGCAACAGUGAUUUAUUUUAUAAUCUUGCAGCUUAAGGCCAAAACAUACUCUACACAAGUACAUGAAAACGGUUGUGAGCGUUUGGCCACCGCAUUACCAACUCGCGAUCCGGUUAACGUGAUUAACGUGUGUUUUUGCGUUACCAUGGUGGGAACAAACAUCAGUACUCUAGGAGGCGAUAGAGGUUAAACUAAAUGUGUUAUUAUUCUGGUAAAUUGUUAUAAAUAUAUUAUAACUUACUACAGCAAAAUAAUCUCACAUACUGCCCCUUGUGGCAAUGUUGAGAAUGCAACGCGUACUUGUGUUGUGUUAUGAAUUGCGGUCUGACACAUUUAGGAAUACAACUAUGCAUGAAAUCGAGUUUGUGUAGCUAGAAGCGUCUGCGUUACGUACUUGCGUACGCCAUGCAGCCUGUGUUACUGCUAAUCAAUGGAACUCUUUGGGUGAGUUCAGAAUGGCAUACUACAAUUACUACUCUUAAUACUUCUGCCAUAUACGUAUGUCUAUGGUAGAGUAGUAUGGUAGUAUGCCAUUCUGAACCCGUCCUUUAUCUGUGGUAAUGUCUUAGAGCAAAUCUGCUCUGCAUGUCUUUCGUCUUCUGAAAUAUACAACAAAAACACAUCGCAUCAUGUUUGCCAUCACUGUUCGACUUUUUACCAGUUUCGCUCAGACGGAGAAUGUAAACCGUGCGUGAACUUUUCUGUGACUGUACAGAAUGUAUGAAUAUGGGGUUUAAUCCGCAAAAGUUUUAUAACCCAGGGUUAAAAGCGGUGCUAACCCUCUUUCAAAAUUACAAGUGAGAAACGUUGCUUUACCUGGGGUAAAAUCGGGUUAGGUUGAGAUUAGGUUGAGGGUUAAGUGCCGUAUGAAAGGCCCUUUAGCUGGUGAAGCUGGUGGUCAAGCAACAUCUUUUUUUGGUGAUGUUGGCCUGGGUGACCAAGAAAGUUUAGCUGGUUAAACUAUUCAAGAAAUCUCAUUGGAACUCCAGCACAGCAGGCGCAUUCAAAACACAACAUAUGCUGUUUUUUUGUAGACUUUUAUUCAUUUAACAGACACUUUUAUUCAUAGUGACUUACAAAUGAGGAAUACAGCAAAAGUGAUUCAUCCUAAGGAGGCAAUAAAAUGAGAAGAAGAACAAGAGGAAGGCGAGAGAUUGGGGAAAGAAUUGGGUUUUUAAGAAGAAGAAGAAGAAGAAAGAAAACUGUGCAAUAGUAGGAUGUAGGGAAGUUUCAGUAGGGAAACUAUUCAGUCAACAGCAUACUGUGAAAUAACGCUGAAUUGACCCAAAAUGUUCGUCCGUCCCGAAGGUUCCUCUGGCCGGUAAUUAUCGACCCGCACUCUGUUGCCCCUGAUGUUGCUCACAUGCCUUGCGAGCCACUGCCACGCUCUCUACCACACAGCUAUGAUAACGAGGUGUCAAAAACGGAGAAGUGUAUGACCCCUCACUCCGGAUGAGACCUCAUUCCAAGUGGUGUGUAGUUGGAAUGGAGAGCCGUCAAAUUCCUGAGCACCCACAGCAACAGUCUCCAACGAUGCUCACACUUCCUUUUUCCCCACAAAAGUCUCUGCCAGAUUGCCCCUCGCUCUCUACAAUGGGACCCCUACACCUUAAAACAUGUCUACUGCUAAGAUGACUAGAGGCGAGUUCACAAUGACCCAACAAAUGACAACAGAGUUAACACACUGAUCCAACAGUGUUGGGGAAGCUAUGUUGAAAUGGCAUAUUCCCAAGCUACAGUUCAUUUAUAUGAACCAUCCGAAAGAACCGACUCACUAAAAUGAAUCAGAGUUCCCUACGUUAAAUAAAGGGAAUUUACAUGAACUGUGCAGAAGAACGGAUUUCACUUACAUGGUUUGGUUUUUCCAUGGUUUUUGGUUCUCCCUCAGCUCUAUUGCUGUGUUUGCAAUAUUACGUGAAAAUAGUGUUUUGUGACACCUCAGUGCUACUCGUUGAGAAAUGUAGCUCGUUACUAGAAAAGCGACACUAUUGUUAAAAUAGCAGAGCUACUGUCACGCUGCCGAAACACUACUCGCCAACACUGAAUCCGAGACACCCCUAGUGUUGGAAUUUGGUGUUUGUUGGCAUUUGUUGGGGCAGUGUGAACGAACCUUAGAAUAAUCUGCCAUGAAACUUUUAUUUUUAUUUAUAAAAGACUCAUUAUGAGUUUGUGUGUGUUUGAUUUGAAUUAAGUUGUAUAUACUCAAGCAAACUUUCAUGCAUCUCAAGUAAAAUCAAGGUCUCUAUGAAAGUAUCUGUUUAGAGUAAUCGUCUUAUCUGAAGCACCAAGUGUUUAAAUGUGUAAAGACCUUUAGGAGUGGAGAUAAGGAGUCAAAUUGGGAGACAGAACUGAUACACAUGCAACAACUGAAAAUAAUUCCACACUACAAAUUGGAAAAACAGUUUAUACAAUUAAAGGAAUAUUCCCAGGGUUCAGUGCAAGUUAAGUGCCAUCAACAGCAUUUGUGGCAUAAUGUUGAUUACCAUGAAACAUUAUUUCAACUUGUCCUCAAGAUGUUAAUAGUAUGCAUGGUAACCUGAUUUUAGUGCAAUAGAAUAGUUUAAUAAGCUUUUCUGUGUAAAGUUAUUUCCAAUUUUACUACUUAAUUGCCAUGUUAACAUUUUGUCAUAAAAACCCUAAAACUUAACUUGAGCUUAAAACUCUACAGCUCAAAUGAUACACAAGUUUUAAUAGAAGAAUUUAUGUACGUGCUUUUAUAAAAUUAUAUAGAACUAACAAUUUAGUUUAAGUUAACUAGAUGCAAGUAGACUUAACUCAGAUGUGCUAUUUAAAUAUCGUUGUUUCUACUGUUGUUAAUCAUUUUAAUUGAUUCAAUUUAAGAUCAAACAAUGGCACUGCUCAAAUAAAGAUCAUAACUGAUUCUAGGUCAGUCAUUAAAUAAACUUAAUUCUCCAAAUAAAUGCAUAUAAACCUGCACUUUAACUGCACGUAAAGAGAAUUAGUCAACAGGGUCCAACUUGACCAAAUGGGACACUGAUCACCCUAAUGGCGGCAUCACACGAAACAACCAUUUGCAACAAAACAACAUAAAUAAUACUAAAAAAGAGCUAAAACCUCUAUAAAGUUUUCAUAACAUCUAAAUGCCCCAAUGAAUUCCCUUUGACCAAGGAAGCAUAAUUAAAUUAUUCAAGUGCAAAGCAUUAUGGGCUUGUAUUUAAGCAUUUAUUAACACUUAAAAUCUUAAGUCUAUGGAUUUUUAAGAUAAAUAAGAUCAAUGACAUUUUAAGUAAUAAUUAAAGGAUUAGUUCACCCAAAAAUGUAAAUUCAGUCAUUGUUUACUCACCCCUGUGUUGUUAUAACACUAUAUGACUUUCUAUCUUUUUCUGAACACAAAGGGAGAAAUUGUGAAUAAAUGUUGUGCUCAGUGAUGUCAUACAAUGGCAGUUUAUGGUGACCACCUCUUCAAGCUUCAAAAGAACACAAAAGUAUAAUUCAGAAGUCUAAUAAAUUAUUCCAUGAGACUCAUGAUUGUUAUGAAAGUAUACGAUAAGAUUUGGUGAGAAACAAACUGAAAUCUAAUGUGUUAUUUAGUGAAAAUGUUCACUGACCGUUGAUCUCCUGAAUGAAUAUUUGGU
Molecule: messenger RNA, 7210 nt
Organism: Myxocyprinus asiaticus (Chinese sucker)
Lineage: Eukaryota; Metazoa; Chordata; Actinopteri; Cypriniformes; Catostomidae
Product: bone morphogenetic protein 10-like
Exons: 2
Coding region: 157-1500 (447 amino acids)
Biological process (GO): BMP signaling pathway; SMAD protein signal transduction
Cellular component (GO): extracellular region
Molecular function (GO): cytokine activity; growth factor activity
Source: RefSeq, a predicted model, not a curated record